This is a messenger RNA of Neurospora tetrasperma FGSC 2508, 1096 nucleotides long. RefSeq lists its product as uncharacterized. Gene Ontology annotation, biological process: regulation of transcription by RNA polymerase II. Lineage: Eukaryota; Fungi; Ascomycota; Sordariomycetes; Sordariales; Sordariaceae. The transcript has a single exon. Gene Ontology annotation, molecular function: transcription coregulator activity. Gene Ontology annotation, cellular component: mediator complex. The record is from RefSeq and is a predicted model, not a curated record. The coding region runs from base 1 to 1065 and encodes 354 amino acids.
AUGGACAAAUACCUCGACAGCCGCUUCGAGCGGGUAGAAAAGGCCCUUGCCACCUUCAUCGACUCAAUUGCCAAAUACAACCCCUCCGAGAAGCUUGCCGAAGACCUCGUAGCCGCCGACCGCGAGCUCGCCGCCGGCCUGAAAGAGCUCGAGCGCCACCAAAAUAACCAUGCGCGCAUCCUCCAGCUACGACAAGAGACCGCCUCGCUCGACCAACAAACCAAGGACAUCAUCGGCGGACUCUGGAACAUGCGCAAGGAAGUCAAAUCCACACCCGCGACGCAGUACCCUGCCACCGGCCCCAAGUACCAGUUCACCACGCACGAGCUGCUCAACUACGCCAAGCGCAUAAGUCGCACCACGCUUCCGCCAGCACACCUGCUUUAUAACAGCGAACCUAGUGAAUCUCAACAAGCAGGAGGACAAGGAGGACAGCCAAUGGAAGUCGACUCGGCAGCACAAACCCCAAUGCCCGGCCUUGGCGGCGGAACCGCAACAGCAGCCGGCACCCCCGCCGCCAGCGCGGCCCCCACACCCGCCGCUUCGGGACCUUCUGGACCCGGCCCUGUCACCACAAGCACAGCCCCCUUCUCCCAACCGCCACCUCCACCUUCAGCCAACCAAACCGCCCUUCCCGAAGACUUCAAACCGCACAUCAACCUCUUAACAGGGUACCAAUUCCACCCCUGGCCAACGGAGGACAAGGUGCGCAUGGGCGGCAUGGCCGCCUACCAGUCACUGGUUUCGCGGGCCGUGGAUCCCAAGGGGUAUGAUCCAGAGGAAGAAGAGCGAAGAAAGAAGGAGGAGGAGGAGGCAAGGAAGGAGGCGGAGGAGCGGGCGAUUCGGGAGAGGGAAGAGGAGGAAAGACGUAUGCGCGAGGAGCGCGAGAGGAUGGCGAGGGAGAGGGAGAGGGCGAGACGGGAGGAGGCAGAGAGGAGUGGAAGUAUUUCGGGGCCGGCUGCAGGCGCCCCGGCUGCGGCGGCGUCCAGUGCAGGUGGUGGUGGGAGGAGUCAGUUUACUUUCUUGGAUGGGAUGGAUGAUGACGAUGACGAUGAUGAGGACUAGACUCUGGGCUGGCUGUGGAGGUGAUGAGUGG